Propithecus coquereli (Coquerel's sifaka) is the source of this 849-nucleotide messenger RNA. RefSeq names its product CCHC-type zinc finger, nucleic acid binding protein (gene CNBP). The record is from RefSeq and is a predicted model, not a curated record. The transcript is spliced from 3 exons. Gene Ontology annotation, biological process: positive regulation of cytoplasmic translation. Lineage: Eukaryota; Metazoa; Chordata; Mammalia; Primates; Indriidae. Gene Ontology annotation, cellular component: cytoplasm. Gene Ontology annotation, molecular function: single-stranded RNA binding; translation regulator activity; mRNA binding. Bases 106 to 636 code for a protein of 176 amino acids.
UCAGCCUCCCAGAGUGCUGGGAAGACAGGCGUGCGCCACCGCGUCCGGCCAGUUGCAGUGGUUUCACGUUGUUGUUUUUGGUGUUUUCAAGAUCUCCCUGCAGCCAUGAGCAGCAACGAGUGCUUCAAGUGUGGACGAUCCGGCCACUGGGCCCGGGAGUGUCCCACCGGCGGGGGCCGAGGUCGCGGGAUGAGAAGCCGAGGCAGAGGUGGUUUUACCUCGGAUAGAGGUUUCCAGUUUGUUUCCUCGUCUCUUCCAGACAUCUGUUACCGCUGCGGUGAGUCUGGUCACCUUGCCAAGGAUUGUGAUCUUCAGGAGGAUGGUAAGUAUUUGAUGCUUCCUUUCCAUGCUCCUGUGCAACUUGGAGAAAGGGACCAGAGCAUGCACUAUUGCACACAGCCUUGCAAAAGACCUCUCCCACCUUUGAGGUUUCGUAUUUAUUGUAUGGUUGAAAACAGCACCCUGCAAAGGUUUUAUAGACUUUUUUUUUUGGAGACAGGGUCUAGAGUGCCCUGGAGGUGUGGCGAGACCGGUCACGUAGCCAUCAACUGUAGCAAGACGAGCGAAGUCAACUGUUACCGCUGCGGGGAGUCGGGCCACCUGGCGCGGGAAUGCACGAUCGAGGCCACCGCCUAAUUAAUUGUCCUUUGUCGCCCCUCCUUUUUCUGAUUUGAUGGUUGUAUUCUUUUCUCUGAAUCCUCUUCACUGGCCAAAGGUUGGCAGAUAGAGGCAACUCCCAGGCCGGUGAGCUUUCCUUGCCGUGUAAAAGGACGAAAGGGGUGGAAAAAAACAAACCGACUUUCUGCAUUUAACUACAAAAAAAAAAAAAAAAGUUUCUGUUUAGUUUGG